Molecule: messenger RNA, 2474 nt
Organism: Xyrauchen texanus (razorback sucker)
Lineage: Eukaryota; Metazoa; Chordata; Actinopteri; Cypriniformes; Catostomidae
Gene: wfdc1
Product: WAP four-disulfide core domain 1
Exons: 7
Coding region: 374-1021 (215 amino acids)
Biological process (GO): regulation of cell growth
Cellular component (GO): extracellular region
Molecular function (GO): peptidase inhibitor activity
Source: RefSeq, a predicted model, not a curated record
ACCAUGUGCUUUUCGUGUCCGACACAUUUAACCCUCUCCUCAGAAUAACCGAUGCACAGACAGCUGUCUCUUGCUUUCCACACCCUCUCUUGCUCCUUUUCUCCUUAUGUGGUUCAAUCUAUUCUUUCUUUGCAGCUUUUUCUUUCUAUGUGUGGCAUUAGAAACUCUCCUGUAGAGAAAUUUAUGUAAGGGAAAUAAGACAGAGACCUCAAGCAGUGCCAGCUACAAGACACACACAUCUACACACACUUGAGAAAGCCACAAAAACACAUCCAACAACAAAGCAAGAAGAGGACAUCUGGAACAGAAGUACCAACUUCAAAAAGUUUGAGGAUUACUUUGUGAGAGAGAGGCAAGCUGAAACAGCAAGACCAUGCCAGACUGUCAGAUCCGGAUUGGGUUUGUGCCGGUACUGAUGGUCUACUGCUUGCUGCUGUUGGCAACUGGUUCAGGGAAUGCACGCAUGAGGAAAAGGGGACUAAACCAGAAGGACUACGAGUACCCCAACCACCCCGAGACCACUCAGCAUCAAAAGAACGACCGCUGCCCUCCGCCACCCCAGAUGCUGCCUGAGAAGGCCUGUGAGGUGCCGGGCUGUCGGUCCGAUUCCGAAUGUGAGAGACACAAACGAUGCUGUUACAACGGCUGCAUUUACGCGUGCCUUGAGUCAGUGCAACCUCCACCAGUGCUGGACUGGUUGGUGCAGCCCAAGCCGCGGUGGUUGGGAGGGAAUGGCUGGCUUUUAGAUGGACCAGAGGAGGUUUUGCAGGCGGAGGCUUGCAGCACCACAGAGGAUGGAGAUGAGCCUUUGCUCUGUCCCACUGGUUAUGAGUGCCAUAUCAUUAACCCAGGAAACCCAUCCGCUGGGAUCCCAAACCGAGGCCAGUGCAUCAAACAGCGAGGAAACUCAGAUGGACGUAGCCUGAGACACAAGUACUACAAAGAUUACAAGGAUUAUUUAGGAAGUAACUCCAACAAUGCAGUGAGCUAUGAGAAAAAUCAACACAAGCACUUAGGCUGAGACAGAGAUGAGUGACUGAAUGUGGAUUUUGUUUUAGGAGACUGUCAUAACCACUUACCCUUAUACCUGAACAUCGCCACAGUGAAACUGGUCAAGUCUUUCUCUUCAGCCUAAACCAGAGACAGGUUCACAGCUGGUGCUCAAACAUUGUGACAGAAUUUAAAAGCUAAAAAUGUCCUACCUCUUACAAAAUCAAGCCAAACAUAUGACAGACAGUAUCAAAAGCUAAUACAGUGACAGUAUACAUGAGCACUCGUGGUGUAAAUAGCACAUGCCCUCAAAACAAACCAUAUUUUGCUGACAUAAAGCAGGCUUAACUCUGGGAAAUGGGGGUUACUGACACUUUUUAGAUGCAACAUUGUAAAUUAAACUGAAGAAUUAUCCAUUAUGCCAUCCCAGAUGUGUAUGACUUUCUUUUUAUUCUGCAGAUUUGGGUGAGAACAGGCCAAAAUGUAGCUAGAUGGCACUAGGAAGUCUAAUCAAGCUUGAUGUGAUGGUCAAGGAAAGUGCUGUCAAGAUGGACAAUGUUUAUGCUGACUUUAUCUCCUUUUUGGAGCUUCUAAGGCCUGAUUACCAUUUACUUGCAUUGUAUAGACCUGCAGAGCUGAAAUAUUCUUCUAAAUAUCUUUGUUCAGCAGAAGAAAGAAAUUCAUACACGUCUGUGAUGGCAUGAAAGUGAGUGAUGAGAGAAUUUUCAUUUUUGGUGAACUAUAACUUUAAAGCUGAUGUAACUUCUUUGGUGUUAAAAUACUUUCUUCUAUAACAGCUUAAUAUGCACAGAAAAAUAUAAGUAAGCCAUUCAUAGGUUAUUUUUCUUGAAAACUGUAAAAAUAUCUGUGGAUCUAUAAAAAUUCAUGUUUCCAGAGGCCCCCCAACAACAUUACUCGACCAAUAGCGUGAGUUUGGGGAGGGACUAUUUCUUUUUGUUUGAUUAAUGACAUGGGGAAUGUUCAGAAAGCUCCUUUGAUAACAUCUUAUUUUUGCACUUCAAUCUGGUGGUGCUAGUGUCGCAGAAAUUACAUACUACAAUUUACUCAGUAAAUUGAAGUAUUUUAAAAUAAGAUUUGAUAAGUAAAAAUACUUUUAUUCCAUACAACACAUCUAUAAUCAAUGCACAUUUCCUUAUCAGUUUGGGAGAAUAGUCUGGGCAAAAACAUUUUUUCCUCAUUUAGGCGUUUACCUAAACUACUGCCUGCAACCAAGCAAGUUAUACUCCAGAUACUGUCCAUCACUGUGAAAUGUUUGUUUCAUACGGUGCUUCAAUCAAUAGGUUUACUAAGUCAAUGACUCUCUGUGCAGUUAUACUCUACCACUCUCUGAUAAGCUUGAAGAGUUUGAAAGGUGGGACAAAUCACAAUAUAAACCACUCAAAACCAUUGAACCAAAUCUAUGGUCAGAACUGGUGCUGCAAUAUGAAUGCCUUGUAUUUCCAAAUAAAAGUUGACAAAGAUAA